Cloeon dipterum is the source of this 1096-nucleotide messenger RNA. RefSeq lists its product as uncharacterized. The transcript is spliced from 6 exons. The record is from RefSeq and is a predicted model, not a curated record. Bases 301 to 948 code for a protein of 215 amino acids. NCBI's taxonomy places the organism in Eukaryota, Metazoa, Arthropoda, Insecta, Ephemeroptera, Baetidae.
UUUUCUUUCUUAUGUUUGCGUAUAGCGUAAUGAGCAGCAGGGGCGUGCGAACCAGUGGUCGAUAAGAGAGGGUGCACCAACCCCUUGGUGGACAGCACGCACCACCCUCAGUCAGUCUGCAUCAGGGCUAGCGGCCAUAGGCACCUGCUGCUGAUCGACGCGCAGUUCACGUCAGUUUGGGGAAAAGCGCGUAGCGUGUGUUUGUUUGCACAUAUUGGAUUUGUUGGACCGGGAGUUUACGUUUCGCCUCACGCCUGGUCAGCCAGCAUAUUCAAAUUACCUCUGCCAUCUGAAGCAGGAAUGGUCCUGCAAGACGACGAACUGGAGCUGGAAACGGCAACUCCAGGCGAUUCUGACAGUCCGCUGGCCGACAGCACUGCCCCGUCGCCUACCCCCUCCGCGCAAACCACCGAGGAGGUGAAGGAGAUACUGUCUGAAAAUGACAUCAAUGACCCAGUACAAACUGAGGAGGAAACCUUGCCGGGAAUGAUUCCGAAUGAUCCACAGGACUCAGCAGAAGCUGCAGCAGAUAUGGCUGCAAUGCCAUUAGAAGAACCUGAAGAGCCAGCAGCUGUAAGCGAAGAAGUGGUCCCACAAGAACCCGAGGAGGCUCCAGAAAUGGAAAGCAUGCCGCAGCCUGAGGAGCCUGAAGAGUUGGACCAACCUGAGGAGCCGGUAGAGGAAACAUUGGUCAAGGAAAUCAUUGGCAAGGCGGAAGGAGUUGUUGAAGAGGUGCAAACUGGAGCCAAGAACACUAUCCAAGCAAUUGGAGGGAAAAUUACGGAAUUCAUUGGUGGCAAUAUAAGGAAAGUUAAGUCACUGCUGCAUUUGAAUGAAAAAAUGCCAGAAGAAGAAGGCAUGCUGAGUGAUCAGGCAAAGGCAAUCUCCAGUAGCACGGGGAACAUUUUUUCAGCAGUGAAAAAGUCUAAGACUUGCACAAUUUUGUAAACAAGUUUUCCCUAGACGAGGAGAUUCAUUCCAGCGGGAAAUUUUAUAAACGAUCUCUAUAUGUUUUGUAAAUAUUUAUGUAACAUUCAGCUAAACAUUUCCAUGUUCACUUAAUCAUCAUGGCAAAUAAAAAACUAUCACAGCACUA